AUGCCAGGGGUCAUUUCAACGACAAAUGUUCCAAAUUUACCCACAGACACCCCUACCACCACGUCUCUUGAAACACGCCCGGAUCCCAUAAGAAUCAAGAACCGACGCAAACGCUACCUAGACCUGCACCCUGACUACUUCGACGCACACCUCGAACUCGCGGACCCUCUUCUCUACGACCGCCUGAUCCGGCGCUUUCAAACCCCCGCCGAGCGCGAAGCCGAAGGCAGAUCGAAAGGCUACUCGGGGAUCCUCGAGGCCGACCUGUGGCGUAGCGAAGCGAAGCUGGACGCGCUCAAGCAUCCGGACCCCAAUAGUGUGUUUACUUAUAAGCGCGGGCCGAACGGGGAGAUUCUAGAAGAGGAGAAAGACGAGGUGCCUGCGACGAAGGAGGAGGGGUUGGCGCGGUGGAAGUGGGAGAUGGAGUGCAGGUUUCUACGGGGUGGGGAUACGGAUUUUGAUUAUCAAGGCGAAGUGGAUAAUAGCGAGGCGUAUGAUGACCUGGUGAGUGAAGAGAGAGAUGCGCAGGAUCGAUACUUUGAUGGAGAGACGCCCGAGUUUGUGUCGAGGACGAGGACGGGGAGCACGAACGAAGGGGAUGAUGGAGACUUGAAGAAAGACUUGAAAUUGGAAGGUGAGACAGGAAUUCAGGAUUUCUGA
This is a messenger RNA of Exophiala bonariae, 660 nucleotides long. RefSeq lists its product as uncharacterized. Lineage: Eukaryota; Fungi; Ascomycota; Eurotiomycetes; Chaetothyriales; Herpotrichiellaceae. The coding region runs from base 1 to 660 and encodes 219 amino acids. The transcript has a single exon. The record is from RefSeq and is a predicted model, not a curated record.